UAUUUUCUGUAAGGGCAAUGUCGAAAUUUAUGGGCGACAUCAAAACGUAAUAAAUCGGUGUUUCCUUGGAAAUAAUAUUGAUGUUUCGUAAAAUUAUAAGAAUUAAUAAAGAAUGGAAAUAGUUUUGUGCUACCUCUGGAUGUCGUGUUAUUCGGAAAAGUUAAUGUUAACCCACAACUGAAAAAUGUUAACACCGUACACGAAUAUGUGUCCAAGUUACCGUGGCAAUGGAUGCUAAAGACUUGAGGACUGAAUCUGCUGUGAGUGAUCGCAACAAUGACGGCAGCAAGUACUCCCAAAGCGGCGGCAUCGCGCUCCACUGUGACAGAAAUAAGUCAUAUCAAGAUAUCGGAUCUAACUCAUUGGGCAAAGUGGAUGGACCGAACGCGCGACCCUGCGCCGUCAUAGGGCCCGACAGAGUCGUGCCUCCCGCCGCUAGCGAAGCGUAUCACAUAAAGAAAGGUCCUGCUGAGCCCUGGCCAUGCAUGGACAACGCGUACCGCCGUCCACCCGAAUACCCCCAUAAAUUAAGCAAUUUUCAAAACCCAACUAGAAACAUAUCACCGAGACAAACAUUCCAAGAAAACAUGCAACGUAUUAUGGUGCCUCCUACAUACAACUCUAUUAAAAUAAGUGAUGACAACAGUUAUGCCCAAUUAUCAGAUAGAAAUAACGUUCUGUCAAAAAAUAUUAAGUUGAAUGUGCCGCAAGAGGCAAAGUUCUGUGAAGUGCCUUAUACUGUUAAUCCAAAUCCUAAUAAUGAACAAAAAAAUAUUAGGAACCCUGAAAUGUGUCUAUCUAGUGUGAAUCCUACUGUUAACCGGACUGCUCCUCAUGGCUGGCCUCAUGGAGGCGUCAAUUUACGUUCUACAAGGAUGUAUGGAGCUCCAGAAAUGUACCAGUAUCAAGAGUACCCCAGCUGUGCCGGUCCACGGCCAGUUGUACCAAGACCUCAUAGAACCGUCCCAGAGGAACAAGGAUAUGUGUAUGCUGAUCCAUAUUACCAAGAAGGAAAUAUUCGCUUCAAGCCUUAUCCAACUAUAAAAGAAAGGUAUCCUCAACAAAGGUAUGAAUAUAUUGGUAAUUAUUCAAAUCCAUUCCAUCCACCACCAGCAUUCCCAACUCACAAGUAUGAGAUACAAAAGACCAUGCCGUCACACCCGUAUCCCCCAUACCCCAUCAAGUACCUUGACAGUCGAGUAUCCGAACCUGUCAUGGAAGGAUACCAAAGAAAUCCUCAAGGCAACUAUAAUAUACAAUAUCGUAAUCAAGUAAUACAUCCCAAUUAUGGACCAGUACUUGGGAACUGUCCUCAAAAUAAAAUGCAUUCCUACCCACCAGAUGCACAUAUUAAAACUAUUGCUCCUAACAAACUACCUUAUGAUACCAACCCCAAAGCUUACAUUGAAUAUGACAAUACUCGACCAAAAAUAUAUCCACCAUCAGAAAGCUAUUUUGUCAAUGAAAUGCCAAGAAUGCCUAUGAAGAGCCCAGUCAUUAUGCCUAAUUAUCCCACAAUAAAUAUGCAUAAUGUUCCACCAAAUCAAUACUAUAAGAAAGACAGUCAACAAAUUAAAAACUAUGAUCACAUGGCUCAUUUUAGAACUAUGGAUCAUAAUUUGAAUAUUCACAACCCUAUGUCUAGGCAUCAACCAGUAUUUUCACCCAAUACUUUAGCUAUUUCACCUACUGAUUCUAGUGCUAGCAAUGAUACACAAACUUUAGGAACAUCUCAAGAAGACUGUGGCUAUGUAAGUCAGUCGUCAACAGCUAGUGUUCGAAGCAUGGAUUCUAGUAUAAACAGAAUUCCGAAUGACUGCCUUAGAAGAUAUUAUGACAAUAGGUAUGGACCUAUAGUAAGAUCAACUAUAAUGUCAAAAUCACAGAUGAAUGCACAUAAUAAUUCAUCUAAAGAAAAAAAGGAUAUAGAUGUAAGACAGUUUCUGCAAAUGUGGAAAGAAGGUGAUGAUGAAGCUGAAGAAAAUAGUUCCAAAGAGGUGAUAAUUCAAACAAGCUCAAGUGAGAAACCUAGUUAUGGUAAAUCACACGAAGCUAUGAAUAAUCAAGAGCAACUUUAUGUUCUUGGCUUGGUGAAUGUUCCAAGUGAAGAACUUGCAAAAUAUGAACAUAUUCAGAAGGUCUCAAAACUGCCUGAGAAUAUAAAAGGGUACAACAGUAUUGAACUUUUAAAUCAGUUUGAAGAAGUAAUUGAAUCAACAAAUAUGAAUAACUACAAGUCAGCCUCAUCGAAAGAAUAUCAAAUGUCCAUGAAAGGACUGGUACCUAAACAACAGGUCACAAGUGUUAUGCCACAAAGACCAGUUUCGCCUUUAGAUGUGGAGGCUAAAAUAAGCCAGUCUGUUAUUCAUAAAGAGGUUGGGUGUAAUUUUGAAAUAAAGCCCUGUAGUCCUAAAAUGCUCAACGUCGAAGUAGCAGCGCCGGUCCAAAAUAUGCUGGCUGAGAGAGUGAUUGAAAAAGUCAGUAAUCCAGUCAUGAUAAAGUCACCCAUGAUAAGUGGUAUGGAUGAAAAUAAUAUCAAUUGCAACAUUAUAAAAAGACAAGAUCAUAGGAUAAAUAUUACUGAAAAUGUAAGGAUACCUAGCUGCAAAAUGAUUAAUACUCAGUUCCCUAAUAAUAACAUUGAUUCCAUUAAAAAUAGUUACAGUCUGCAGGAUUUAGAGAGUAAUUCCGGUUUGUGUCUAGCUUCAUUACCAAGACUUGAUAAUGAUAUUGAAUUGAACUUCCCAGAAGUUAAUCAACAAUUUAUAAAUGCAAAUAAAGGAGACUCAAGCUCACUUUCUAAUUCACUUAAAGAUUUACCAUCACUAGAGGUCUUAGAUCAAUCCAAUAAUCAAACUAAAGACAAAUUCGAAAGUACAAAUUCUUCAGUACAAGAGAAUGUUGCAAAAUCUCCUUACGUAGUCGAACCCGAAAAAGAGUUUUCUAAAUUAAGUAAAUACCGCAAAACUAGAACACCAUUGCCAGAAUCUAAAGAAAAUCAACCACAGCAAAGUAUUUCCGCUCUUAGGACAGACAGUGUGAUAAUAAAGAACCCUGAGAACAUUAAGAAUUAUGAAGAAAACACGGAUUUUUCAUCGAAUAACUCAAAUAAAACGAUAAGCGAAACUCAGCAGGCCCCAAUAAACUUGACUGCACACGGGAGUAUUUUAAGUAUUGAAGAAAAUGAACCUGAAAUUGAGAAUACUAAACAACGUGAAGAAGCCAACCAGCACAUACCUGUUGAAAUUGCAAUUGACUUUAGUUUGAAUAAACCUGGCAUUCUUGAUCCUGGCAGUCAGUACGCAGAAACAAAAAUUACUCCUGAGGAGGAAACGCUUAAAGCUGUGCAAACAGUACCAAAUAUGACCGAAGAGGUAGUGAAUGAAGUAGACCAUAAAGACAUUGAGAUAGAGCCUGAACAGCGGGAGUCAACAAAUAAUCACGUUGAGUUGUUAGAACCCGAUAAAGUCAUAAACGAAUGCAGUUUAAAUACUGAAAAUAACGAUGAAAACAAUACUGAGGAUAUUAUACAAUUUGAUAAUAAUGAAGAGACUGAAACUUAUGAAGCUCUAUUACAAGGCGAACCUUAUUCAGAAACUACUAACGAAACUAAUAAUAAAAAAAAUGAACCUACUCCGAACACGGACGAAAACAGUACAGAAACAGCGACUAUAGAAGGUAAUGGACAAUCAUUACUAUCUCCAACUCAGAACACUGACGUAACUGCCCUUGAACUUUUGAAUGAUGUGAAUAAAGACUCCAAUGUGGACGGGACAGCAGAAUUGAAUGAUGGUAGUAGUGUAACAGGUAAUGAUUUGUCCAAAGUAGUAAACUGUGAUUUUGAUUUGAAUGAAAGUGAAAAUUCCGAAAUUCUGCAAAAUAUAGAACCAGAAUUCAAGAUAUACCCAAAUAAAGAUAAACUCGAAGAAGAUAAUAAUUCAAGUCUUACGACCAUUGAAGAGUUUUGUGAAAAUCACAAUGUCUGUGGCGAUACAACGGAUGUGGAACACAUUUCAAAUGAGUUAGAUAUGAUUUCUAAUAUUCCUACCAUUGUAAACAAUCCGGAUACAACACAAGACGGUAUGGAAAUAGAACCAAAACAGCCACCUAGCGAGGUCAGUGCAUUUAAUUCGGAUAUGCUAAGAGAAGAAUUUUCAGAAGAAGACUGCAACGAAACAAACUCAUUUUCAAAUGAUCCAGACCCAAUACAGCCUACUUAUUCAGGCGACUUUGAAAUGGAUAAAAUUAAUGAGAAAAUGGAAGUUGACGAUGCCUUACAAUUAUCAGAGUCUUCUGACCAAGAAACAAUAUCCAAUGAUUUGGAAGAAAUGCUCUCUGACUCCACAUCGGAAAUAAAUGUUCAACAAAAUUCUGAAGAUAUCCAAUUUUUAAAUUCUCAGAAAAUGGACAAAAGACACCUUUGGUAUGGAAGUAAAGAAAUAUAUUCACCUUGGAUUCAAAAAUUGCUUUUAUAUUCUGAAGGAAGUGUUAACAAUACUAUAAUAAGCGAUGAAAAUAAUUGUGAUAGUGCUAUUUUACAUUCAUCUAACACGACAGAAGAAAAAGCUGAUGAUUUAGAAAUAACAGCUGAGGGAAGUGAUUUAAACAAUAUCGAAUCUAAUGUGUCUGUUGCUACUUUUGUUGACGCGGGUGAUGAUGAAAUAAGUGAUGAAUUAAUUGAAACGGCAGCUGAAGGUAAUUCUGAAUCUUCUAAAACUGAAUUUCCUCACGAAGAAAAUGACGCAACAGAUAUAGAUUUCGACCUUGCUGUUACUAAUAAUGACGAAGAGACAAAAGAUAAAGAACCGGAAGAUAAUGAAGAAGUUCCCGAUUCUGAAACUUUUACAGAAGCAGAAGCACAAGAAUGUGUAACUGACAAUUCUAAUACUCCUAUAGGAUCACCAAUCAUUAGUGACUCUAAUGAUGAUGAUGCGGAAAGUCAAUGUGAGGAAGUUAACACUCAAAAUUUGGAGCCUGAAAAUACUUUUGGGCCGCCAUACCUAGAAUCACUUGAGAGCGAUGAUAAAAAUACAGAACCAGAAUUGGUCCCCAAUGAAAACUUUGAAGGUUCUAGUAAUAAAAUACAGAAAAAUGAGAUUCCGUUCAGAAAAUGUACUAAUCUGAAAAGAUCCUUGUCAGAUUCUGCAUUGAAUAUGUACAAUGAUAAUGAAAACUGUAGGCAAGACGUUGAAAAUGUUCAGUUCAUCUUACCAUUUAAGCGUAGAAAAGUCACUCACGCGGAAAAUGACCUUGCACAAAACCUUUGUAAUAUUAUUAAUAAUAACCGACGUAACUCUAUUUCUUCAAUUUAUAACGAAGAAAAUGUUUCGUUCUGCAUAUUAAUUGAUAAUAGCUGCAUUAUAACCGAAGAAGAAAAUGAAGAUCAAGAAAAAGUGUGCUUUACAGAGUUAUCUGAAGAUUGUUUAGCUGAAAUGCAAGACAGUUGUACAAAACAUGAUGAAAAUAUAGAAACGUCGCCAGGAGUAUCAAGCCCACAGCAAGAAAUUGCUUGUGACUAUUCAGAUUCUUUCGUGACGGAAUGCGAAGAAGAAAAAGGUCAUGAAGAAACUUGGGUUGACGAUGUGGCGUGUGUAGAAACUGUGAUUAGUGACGAUAUUGCAGAAGAUAUAGAAAUCAGUGGGCCUUCAUCUCCGAAAGACGAUGAACUGUCCGAUAACGAUGAGUCGGGAGUGUUUAGCAGCUGUGAACACACUGAUAAAGUCAAAUAUAUAUACGGUGAUAAAAUGUGCAGUGAUGAUGCUCAAUUUGUAGAGACUUUGUAUAACACUCCUCAAAUGGAUGUUAAUAAGACGUUAUUUAAUAGAGAACAACAUGUUUCGGAAGACUAUGAUCGAUAUUAUGAUAACGAUUCUUUGGAAAAAAUGCUGUCGGAAUCCAAUGAAACUGAGUUAUCGCCUUAUGUACCAGAAUAUAUGCAUUCAAUGUAUACUUCUGAUAGGGUGAAUACUGAGGCAGCUCCAGAGAAUAAAGAAAACGUAAAUAUAGAGAAGUUUUCUUCAUUUCAAAGCAAAGGAGACCCUUUAGAUAUUGUCGCAGAAAUUAAUGUGAAUGGUGAUAAUGUCGAACAGAAUGACCUAAAUAAAAAUGAAUUUUAUUCUAAAACGCAAGAUGACACUGUACACUCUUGUGAAUCAAGUGUUGACAAUGUAUUUACUUACAAACAAAAGGAUGAAAAUCCGAACUAUACUAGCUCCAACUCUCCGGAAGUUUCUUCAACAACACCAGAAGAAAAGAACUCUAGCAUAUUACUAAAAAUUACGAACUACAAAGGUUCCAGAAUAUCACAAAUUAAUGAUAUUAGCAGAGUUAACAAUAGACCGAGUUGCAAAUUUACUGAAGAUAAAGAUUAUUUGCAGUCUCACGGCAGUUUUUCUACUCAUCGACCGUUACUAACAAAAGCAGCUCAAAAAUAUAUUCCUCCGUUAAAAGAAUCUAUCCGUGACCUUAAAGUUAAACUUUCCUUACCUCAACACAGUCUUAUUAAGCUUAAACAAUUAAAAAUAUCCAAAGAUGAACCAAAGGUUAAAAAACAAAGCUCUAAUAUUACGCGAAUUCCUAAAAAACCAAAGCCAAAGUUUGAAGAUGUCCUUAAAAGUAUAGACGAAAUACAAUUUAAGAUGCAUAAAGAAAAGUCAAAGAAAUCUAAGAAAUCCAUUCCAAAAGUAGUUAUUAAGAAGAACCAAAAUGGUUCUCAUUAUGCCAGCACGUCGAAUAAAGAUGAUUUUAAUCCCGAUUUAACGGGGAGAAAAUGGCAACCGUGGGUUUUCAUAGAAAAAAAUCAUUUCAUCGACAAAAUGGCAAUCAAGAAUAAAUCCAAAGCUAUUUACAGCCAUAGAAAAAAGACGUAUGUAUUGGCUGAAAAAUUUCAGAAGUAUAAAUCAGCUAGCAGUGCUAAGUUCGUGAUAUCGCCACCGAUAUCAGACAAUCCUUCGGGUCCUACGGGGCUUAAAUACACUAUACGGUUAAAACAUAAUUACUGAGGUAGUUUGUUUUGAGCGAUGAUGUUCCUUGGGUCUAAUUUUAUCACGGAAAACGGCCAUAUUGGCUUUAUAAUUAAAGGAUCCCACCCCAAUAAGGUCUCGUAUUAUCAUUCCUACGAUACCAUAGUAGAUGUUAGUAGUUACCCGUGUUAGUUUACCGUCUAGUUUGUAUAACUGAAGCCAAAUUCUGUACUAAGUGUGAUAUGGAAAACAAAACAAAGACAUUGUUUAUUAUUUGAUAGUGCAAUUUGAUCUGAUCUGUAUUUUGUUAUU
This is a messenger RNA of Trichoplusia ni (cabbage looper), 7274 nucleotides long. RefSeq lists its product as uncharacterized. The coding region runs from base 228 to 7001 and encodes 2257 amino acids. The record is from RefSeq and is a predicted model, not a curated record. NCBI's taxonomy places the organism in Eukaryota, Metazoa, Arthropoda, Insecta, Lepidoptera, Noctuidae. The transcript is spliced from 2 exons.